AUUUUGAAUCUAUACUUAAUAUUAUAAAGCUGAAGAGUUUGUUUGUUUGUACGCGCUAAUCUCAGGAACUACUGGAUUGAUUUCAAAAAUUCUUUCACCGUUGGAUAUGUACGUGAUCCCUGAGUGCUAUAGGCUAUAUAUUAUGUACCACGGGCGAAGCCGGGGCGGACCGCUAGUAAUGAAUAAAGAUGAUGUUACUGCACACAAGUACAAAAUACAUAUGCUUUCAAAAUUGAAAAUGUUACUAGUAUUAUCCCCUGACAAUAACCAUGUAUUCAUGCACAGCUUAUGCAGCAACAUAACUACGACUUUAUCCUAAAUAAACAUUAGCGCGAAAUAGCAAAUAGUGCAUUGAACACUUACCGCUUGGGGUGCAAUCCAGUGUCGUAUUACGGACAUAACCUCUACAAGUUCAAGGCUAUGCCUUCUCCUUUGAGUUACAUCAGUACCACAAUUAACACAAUAUCUCAAUUCAGUGAGAGUCGUGUGUUCCGUGUUCAGUCCGGGGUCAACAUUAGGGCUUCGAUCGGUACCGGUAGGAAUGCCAGGGUCGUCGUAAAUAGCGUCAUCGGUGUCCAUUAUAAAUAGCAAAAGUCGAGAUAAAAAACGGGAAACGAAACAAAAAUGACAACAAUUAAUAUUCACUACGAUUAAAUAGUAAACACAAUUCAACCACAAUGAGUGAAAGCGAAAGCCGAAUGUCGAAUGCGGAAUGACAUUUAGUUUGUCAAAAUGACAAGUCAAAAGAGUAAAGAUAAGUAAAGUCUAUAGCUAGGGUUGCCAUAAAAGUCAUUUUCGAGAAACAAUAAAAUAGAUUAUUAAUGAAUAAUAUCGAUAAUCGAAGUUAUUACAAUUAAUCGAGCAAUAUUGAUAUUGCUUUUUAUCUAUUCAAUAGCAAUUUACCUAAGUAUAACUGUGUGAUUUUUCGCCAUAAGUAAAUGAUUUUUACUAAAAGCACUUUGGGAAAUAACUUUUUCUUUUUGUUUUCGAUUUAACAAUAUUUUAUAUAAAUAAUCAAUUAACAAAUAAUCGAUUCAAAAAUAUAUGUAUUGAAAUCGAUUAUUAUUUGUUUUUAAUAAUAUUAUAUGUUUUUUAGACUGGCAACGUGACAUAAUCAAAUUACCAACCGGAAAUAAACCGGAACUAAAUAAUUAAUGGAUUAAAAUACUUAAUAAAUAAACAUUUUAUCAGUUUAUAUUGAUACAACUGAAAAUCACAAAUAAUCAUGAUUUAAUUUAUGAUAAUUUUUGGUAUAAUUGUUUUUUUGUAUGAAUUCUGUCCACGCCAAGCCAAUAUUGGACAGUUCCCUUUAUUACUUUUAUCCCCAUUUGUCUUGAAAGAUAUUAAUUUAUUCCCUCAUAUAUAAUUAUUUUAAAUAGGCAAGUAUUUAAUUUUCCUAGCUGGCAACUUAAUCACCACACCCAACAUCAAAGUGAAUAACGGAAAUUAAACCUUCGUGCCUUAAGAUUCAGUACAUAUUCGCAUGUGGUAUAUUUUAUAUAUUGCGCCCGCGUCAAUGAUCCAUGUCACUUUUACUCAUCAGGCCGCCAUCUUAAAGGCUGCCACAGAGCUUGUGUUGUGUUAAGUGAAAAUUGUGAAGUUUUAUAAAGCUAAUGCAACCAGUCUUCUGAUUUUUAUUAAGUAGCAAAUAUUAUAAACACAAUGAAUGCAGGCGAUGAAUCACAACCAGGGCCAUCUGGCUUACAAAAUCAACCCCAAUUACAAAUAUUGACAUCACAAAGGGGUAAGCGAUUGCUUCUUCGCGCGGGGCAUAAAUACAACGAAAAAAGAAAUAAUAAAGAUGGUACUACCACUUGGUACUGUAUAAAAAGGACCACGUGCAAGGCGGCACUAGUUACUUCUACUGACAACUCAAUUAAAAGAGAGGAUAUACACAAUUGUGAGCCUGAUUUCGCAUCCAACGAAUUAGAAAUACAACUUGGAAAGUGUAUUGAUAAAAUUACAUCGGACUAUACUAUUCCAGUGCCGAGUGCUUAUAGAGAAACUGUAUCAAAACUUAAAGACAGUGGAAUUAAUUUGAUUAAAAAAAUACCUGACUUUGUGAAUGUUAAAAAUAAGCUUUAUAAAAAGAGAAAUAAAUCAUUGGACGUCCCAAAAGUCUGUUUUAAAUCCCCAAGUGAAAUUAUUGUUUCUGAAAAAUUUAAAAAUUUUGUAUUAGCUGAUUAUAAUUAUAAAUCAAACAGAAUUCUAGUUUUUGCUAAUGAAAAUUGUAGAACAAUAUUAUCUCGCUCAAAUUUGACUAUUUUAUGUGAUGGAACCUUCAAAUGUUGUUUAAGGCCUUUUCAACAAUUGUACACCGUGCAUGUUGAUUUAGGAAGCAAUGAGAUGUAUAACAAUAUUAUGCCAGUGGUAUAUGCCUUGCUGCCAAGUAAAACAAAAAAUAUCUAUAACACUUUGUUUAACCUUAUCAAAAGCCAAAUCCCUCAAUUUAAUCCAAAAUUAUUUGUACUAGACUUUGAGCAAGCAGCAUUGUCCGCAAUUACAGAAACAUUCCCUGAAACACAAAUAAGUGGUUGUCAUUUUCAUUUUUCGAAAAGUUUGUGGCAAAGAGCUGACAAUUUAGGCCUAACCAAAUUUAAAUUAGCCAGAAAACAUAUAAAACGUUGCUCUGUUUUGGCGCAUCUACCUAAAGAAGAUGUAGAAAGUGGUUGGUUGUAUAUAAUGUCACAAUGUCCAAGAACUCCAAAUAUAGUCUCAUUCAAUGAUUAUUUUGUAGAAACGUGGUUAAGUGAAGAAUCAUUUUUUUUUAAUAAAUGGAACUGCUACAAUACACAACAUCGUACAACCAAUAUGAUUGAAAGUUGGCAUUCUACUAUUAACAAAAAAAUACCAGCCAAACCCAAAAGUAUAGCACAAUUUUUAACAAUAUUACAAAAAGAAGAUGAUUAUUUUAAUGUAUUAUACCAAAAAGGGUCUAACAUAACCAAAAAACUUAAAGAAACACAAGAAAUUGAUGAAAAUAUAUAUACUACCAUUAAUGAAUAUAAACAAGGGAAAAUAAAUAUAGAUCUCUGUAUCGAACGACUUGUUUUAUAAUUUUGUUAUUUAUCUAUUGCAUAAUUAUGACAAAUAAUACUAGUCAGUUGAUUGUAGUGAUUUUUCAAAAAAGUAAGUUUUUAAUUAAUCUGUGAUGUUUAAAAUGAUCUGUGAUUUUUUAAGUGAUUUAUAUGAUAGUAUAAAUAUUAGUGUGUAAGUUAAAUGAUUUAUGUGAUAAUAAAAACAUUAGUGUGUCUGUCAAACAUGUACUUUAAUAAUUGUCCAUACCGAUUGUUGAAUCCUAUUAGACUAAGCUUAUUUUUUUAUACAUCUAUGUUGAUUUUUUAAAUAUAUACAUGUUUUUAUAUUUUUAAGCUUGUUUUAUUUUACCUAUAGAAAAAUAUAUUUAAAAUCGAACCACUUUUGUACUUGACUGUACAAUAAUGCUUUUUAUUUUCAUUGACGGCCGAGUUGACGAAUACAAUAUACGAAAAAAUUACUUCGGCAACUCGACCGCGUGGCGCGGCCGAGUCGCAUAAUAAAAGAAUAAUUAAUAUUUUAUUUUCCCAACUCGGCCGCGCGGGCGAGUUUCUAGCGUCCGAGUUGACGAAUUA
Molecule: messenger RNA, 3611 nt
Organism: Maniola jurtina (meadow brown)
Lineage: Eukaryota; Metazoa; Arthropoda; Insecta; Lepidoptera; Nymphalidae
Exons: 3
Coding region: 1663-3057 (464 amino acids)
Source: RefSeq, a predicted model, not a curated record